Vicia villosa (hairy vetch) is the source of this 1441-nucleotide messenger RNA. RefSeq names its product protein MIZU-KUSSEI 1. The coding region runs from base 265 to 1065 and encodes 266 amino acids. Gene Ontology annotation, biological process: hydrotropism. Lineage: Eukaryota; Viridiplantae; Streptophyta; Magnoliopsida; Fabales; Fabaceae. The record is from RefSeq and is a predicted model, not a curated record. The transcript has a single exon.
CUAUAUCACCCUGUGGGACUACCCAUGUUUCUUUUGUCACGAUUCUCUUGCUCUCACUAGCUUAAUCAAAAAAGUGAUUAAUCACAAGCUAGAAUCACAAAAUAAUCUAUUAUUUAUCACUACUAGUGUACAAAUUAAAUCAUAAAUAAAAUAAAACCCAACAUAUCAAAACAAAUACUAAGAUUCAUUCUCUCCCUGUCUCUCUCUCUCUCUCUGUCUCUUCACAUCCUGUUGUUAAAGCUUUGUUUUUUAUUUUCUCUGAAAAUGAAAACACCAAACAUGGAAGACACAACAAACACAAACACAACCUUAACUUCUCCAGAUCUUUCUUCUAAGAGACACUUUCAUUGGACAAACAAAGUUGGAAAUGAAGAACCAGAAGAACCCUCAACCAUGUCCAAAAUCAUAGAACAACAAACCAAAAACGACAAUGAAAAAGUUGUUUCAGGACAUUCAUCAACAGCAAGGAAGAAGCUUCAAUCCGUAGCAAUUUCAAGGCUUCGUUCAGUUCUAACAGUCUUCAACAAGAACCGUUCAAAUCUCCCUUCCGGUCUCGGUUCACGAGUUGUGGGAACGCUCUUCGGUUACCGUCGUGGCCAUGUCCAUUUCGCUUUUCAGAAAGACCCCACUUCACAACCAGCUUUUCUCAUCGAGCUCGCAACACCAAUCUCUGGUUUGGUUCGUGAAAUGGCUUCUGGGUUGGUUCGAAUUGCUCUUGAAUGUGACAAGGUGAAGGAGGUGAAGGAGAAAGAAACUGAGAAGAAGAGUUUGAGGUUGUUGCAAGAGCCUCUUUGGAGGAGUUCUUGUAAUGGGAAAAAGUGUGGAUUUGCGAAUAGGAGAGAAUGUGGGGAGAAAGAUUGGGAGAUUUUGAAAGCUGUGGAGCCAAUUUCAAUGGGAGCUGGUGUUUUGCCAAGUGCUGAAGGUGGUUGUUCUGAUGGGGAAGUUAUGUAUAUGAGAGCUAGGUUUGAGAGAAUUGUUGGGUCUAGAGAUUCUGAAGCUUUCUAUAUGAUGAAUCCUGAUAGCAAUGGUGCACCUGAACUCAGUGUUUAUUUGCUUAGAGUUUAGUUUCUUAGUUAUAGCAGUAUUGUUAAUUACUGUUUUGUUAAUACUUUAAUCUUGGUUGGUGCAUGUUUGGAAUUACGAUGAGUUUGGCGAGAUCGCGACAGUGUAGUCUUUGUUGAAAUUACGGUGGCGUGUUGUGAAUCUGCGAAACUCGCUGUGAAUCCAAACAUGGACUUGGAAUGGUGGACUAGGUUAUUGAUAUUCUAGUUGUUUGGAUCUUGAGUCAUGAAAUGGAGGCCUAGUUGGGUUUCUGUUGUUUCUUUUUUUAGGCUAGGGAGAAAGGGGGGAAAUUGUGGGUGAUCAAUACUAGUACUUUACAGCUUGGUGGUGGGGUGGGGUGGAUCAAGAAAGGUGUAUAUGUAUAGUUUUAAUUUCAAUC